AUGCCCACAGCAAUCAAUGCAGGAUUGGAGGACAAAAUGACAGAAACUGACAACGUGGACAGGAUAUUACCAGAACAGGAGAAAAACAUAAAGGCUAUAAAAAUACCUGCUUGUUUUAGCAAGAUGCCUCAGGAGAGUGGGAAGGACUUCCCUCACACCAAACAAGUGGGGACUUAUCUGGUAGGCAGAAUGAUCAACAAGGGCUCCUUUGCCAAGGUGAUGGAGGGGCUGCACGUCCCCACGGGGGAGAAGGUAGCCAUAAAAGUCAUUGACAAGAGAAAAGCCAAGCAGGAUUCCUACAUGGUAAAAAACAUGAAGCGGGAGCCCCGGAUACACCAGAUGAUCAAGCACCCCAAUGUUGUUCAGCUAUAUGAGACCCUGGAGACUGACAACUCCUAUUACAUGGUGAUGGAGCUGUGUCUCGGCGGGGACCUCCUGGACAGAAUCUGUGACAAACAGAGGCUGGCAGAAAGGGAAGUAAGGAGAUACACCAGGCAAAUUCUGUCUGCGGUCGGGUACCUGCAUUGCCACGGGAUUGUUCACAGGGACCUGAAAAUUGAAAAUUUUCUUCUCGAUGAAAACAACAACAUCAAAAUCGUUGAUUUCGGACUGAGCAAUACUGCAAAGUUUGAGGGUCUCUCUCAGGAGCUGUUACAUACCCAGUGUGGGAGCCCAGCUUACGCUGCCCCUGAACUCCUUGCUCAUAGAAAGUAUGGCCCAAAGGUGGAUGUCUGGUCCAUAGGUGUUAGCAUGUUUGCUAUGCUAACUGGCACAUUACCCUUCACAGUGGAGCCUUUUAAUAUCAAGCAACUACAUCAAAAGAUGGUAAUUGGAGAAAUCAGCCCAAUUCCAUCAGAUAUCUCCCCUGGAGCUGUACACUUUAUGCUGUCCUUACUUGAGCCUGAUCCUGCUAAGAGGCCUGGAGUCAAAGAAGCAAUGAAAGACAAAUGGUUGAACGAAGGUUUCACCAAGAAUAUCCUGAACACUACUACCAGUGAGAACAGACUUUGCUUCGAUGAAUUGAAUCCUGUUAUUUUAAACUAUAUGACAGAAAUGAUGGAAUUCAGUCUUUCAGAAGUUACCAAAAUUCUAAUAAAUAACAGACCUUCUUCUGCCAUGGCUUCUUAUUACUUAUUGCUGAAGAAACUGCUCAGGUACCAGAAAGCACACAGAAGAAUCCAGAGGGAAAGCACCGUAGAAAAACACAACAUUAAUCCCAAUAAGCACAUGAAUGGGGAGUCAGAAAUUCCAAUUUCCCAGCAGGCUGAAAUGGACACUCUGGAAAAUCUCAGAAAUCAUGACAGUAAGUCUUUCCCUUCUGUAGUAACCCUGGCAAUGCCAGAUUCUAUUCAACAAGAUGAGAUUGCAAUUGUAUCUGAAAACCAGGAAAAAUUGACAAAAGUUUCCAAGUUUGCAGACAGAGAGUUGGUUCAUCUUGGACUUCCUACAUCAUCAAGCAAAAGUACAUUAUGUGAACCUAUAUAUCAGCCACUCUUGGACUUUCAGGAGAAUCUGAAGGAUUUUGAGGACUUGACUGUAGCCAGAAAAUCAUGUCUUCAGGAGAAAUCACAGGCCACAGUAGCAAACAACCAAUCUCCUUCUUCAAACAUUCAAGCAGUGACAAGCACAAGCAAAGUGCCUCCUCGGUCACUAAUGGAAAGCAGAACUAUUACCAGGAGUCCUUUGCCUCAGCAGGACAUGAGGUUUAAAGAUCUUCUGAAGGCAGUAGAUGACAGUGUUUCCAUGCCAAUAAAAUGGCACCCUGGUAAAGAAGGCACCAACCUCCUAAUGACUGUCUCUCCCCAGAUCUCCCCUCUUCCCAGGCUGCAACAAACUGCCCUUAGAGAAACCAAGGCUAGAAAGAUUUCCAGGCUAGGCGGAUCACAGCAACAUACAAAUGUCUGCCCGCUGCUUUUAGUCAGUGGUUCAAAACCACCAGCCUUCCCCAUGUCCCAUGAGCAAAUACUUACUGUAAGAAGUUUGAAGCAGUCUAAAGAAAAACCAACUUAUUGUUGCAACAAGAAAGCUAAGAAAAACUUGAACCAACUCAGAUGUACAUCUAAAACUACAGACCUAAAUCUUCCAGCUUUAUCUCCACCAUACCAAGCCAGGCUUGGGGAAAAAGCAGAGAUUUUAAGGUUAAAUUUUACAUAA
Phasianus colchicus (ring-necked pheasant) is the source of this 2154-nucleotide messenger RNA. RefSeq lists its product as uncharacterized. NCBI's taxonomy places the organism in Eukaryota, Metazoa, Chordata, Aves, Galliformes, Phasianidae. Gene Ontology annotation, molecular function: ATP binding; protein serine/threonine kinase activity. The record is from RefSeq and is a predicted model, not a curated record. Gene Ontology annotation, biological process: protein phosphorylation; intracellular signal transduction. Gene Ontology annotation, cellular component: cytoplasm.